This is a messenger RNA of Cottoperca gobio, 7199 nucleotides long. RefSeq names its product phosphodiesterase 4C, cAMP-specific b (gene pde4cb). Gene Ontology annotation, molecular function: 3',5'-cyclic-nucleotide phosphodiesterase activity. Lineage: Eukaryota; Metazoa; Chordata; Actinopteri; Perciformes; Bovichtidae. The coding region runs from base 284 to 2674 and encodes 796 amino acids. Gene Ontology annotation, biological process: signal transduction. The record is from RefSeq and is a predicted model, not a curated record. The transcript is spliced from 16 exons.
UCCGUGUCCAUCAACAGUGCUUGCACAUAGCUGAGUUAAGAAAGGUUAUAAAGAUUCUCAAGCUGUAAAAGUAAAAGUAGAUCUGAAGAAUUUAGAGACUCCCACAAGUGUCUCUGAAUUUGUAGUGCAUCAUUACAAGACAUACUUGAGAGUCAUUGUAUGAAUUCCCUUGAAGAAUGCUGCUACUUUGAGAUGGACGACCUGGACUACCUCUCAGGACUGCGAGGUCUGCACAAGAGAUCAGCAUAAGAGAGCCGGUGUUGUUAAACCUUUACACGGCAGCAUGAGUGAGGCGCUCUUGGAAAGCUCUGGGGAGACUGGUUCCUUCCCACUCAGCAGCACUCAGCCAAUCAGGCUGAAACCGCAGUCAACGUCUGGAUCGCCCUGUGGAUCCCCAAGGAUGUCCCCCUGCAACUCUCCUCGAAACUCCCCCCGGCACUCUCCUCUGCUGUUCCGCAAGCUCCUCGUGAACCGUAGCAUCGCCCUGCAGAGGCGCUUCACCUUGGCACACACACCCAGUUUUGAUGUGGACAAUGGCCUGUCGGUGGGUCGCAGUCCACUGGACUCUCAGACUAGUCCGAGUUCUGGUCUGGUACUUCAGGCCAAUUUCCCCCACAGUCAGCGUCGGGAGUCCUUCCUCUACCGCUCCGACUCAGACUUCGACCUUUCGCCCAAAAACAUGUCCCGCAACUCAUCCACCGCCAGCGACCUGGAGGAGGGAUUGAAGCAUUGGGAAGUCAAUUGGCUGCCUCGGCAUGGAGAAGACAUGAUAGUGACUCCAUUUGCACAGGUUCUUGCCAGUCUACGAACAGUGAGAAGUAACUUUGCUGCUCUGACACAUCUGCAAGAUCGUGUAACAAACAAGCGUUCGACAAGCAGCAACCAGCCAUCCAUGUGUAAGCCAUGUCUUACAGAGGAGCCCUACCAGAAGCUGGCGGUGGAGACAAUGGAAGAGCUGGACUGGUGUCUGGACCAGCUGGAGACACUGCAGACGAGACACUCUGUCGGGGAGAUGGCAUCCAAUAAGUUUAAGAGGAUGCUGAACCGCGAACUGACGCAGCUAUCAGAGACAAGCCGCUCAGGGAAUCAGGUGUCAGAGUUCAUCUCCAAUACCUUCCUCGAGAAACAACAUGACGUGGAGAUCCAGUCUCCGCCUUCUAAGGAGAAGGAGAAGAAGAAGAGGCCGAUGUCACAGAUCAGUGGUGUGAAAAAGGCCACACAGAGCCCCAGUUUACCACCCGCCUGCAUCCCUCGCUUUGGAAUCAGCACACCACACGAGAGCCUGCUGGCCAAGGAGGUGGAAGACAUUAAUCGUUGGGGUCUGGACGUAUUCAAGAUAGCAGAAUAUUCCGGAAACCGCCCUCUGACGGUGAUCAUGUACUCCAUCUUCCAGGAGCGAGACCUUCUGAAAACCUUUAAGAUCCCAAUGGACACCUUCGUCACCUUAAUGAUGACCUUGGAGGACCACUACCAUGCAGACGUAGCUUAUCACAACAACAUCCAUGCAGCUGAUGUGGUGCAGUCCACCCACAUCCUCCUGUCUACCCCCGCUUUAGAGGCGGUGUUCACAGACCUGGAGAUCAUGGCUGUUCUGUUUGCUAGUGCCAUCCAUGAUGUCGACCACCCAGGAGUCACCAACCAGUUCUUAAUAAACACCAGUUCAGAGCUAGCGCUGAUGUACAACGAUGCCUCGGUGCUGGAGAAUCACCACCUCGCUGUGGGCUUCAAACUGCUGCAAGAAGACAACUGUGACAUCUUCCAAAACCUCAGCAAGAAACAGAGAGACUCCCUCCGAAAGAUGGUGAUCGACAUGGUGCUUGCUACAGAUAUGUCCAAACACAUGAACUCCUUGGCGGACAUGAAGACGAUGGUGGAGACCAAGAAGGUCACCAGUCUGGGAGUCCUGCUUCUAGACAACUACUCUGACCGCAUCCAGGUUCUGCAGAACAUGGUCCACUGUGCCGACCUGAGCAACCCAACCAAACCGCUGGAGAUUUACCGUCAGUGGACGGACCGCAUCAUGGAGGAGUUCUUCACCCAGGGAGACCGAGAGCGGGACAAAGGCAUGGAGAUCAGUGCCAUGUGUGACAAACACAACGCCUCCAUAGAGAAGACCCAGGUGGGCUUUAUCGACUACGUUGUCCACCCUCUGUGGGAGACAUGGGCAGACUUGGUGCACCCUGACGCCCAGGACAUCCUGGACACGCUGGAGGACAACAGGGAGUGGUACCAGAGCAUGAUCCCCCGCAGCCCGCCGUCGCCCUCCAGCCCCGAGGAGCACCAUGUGGAGGUGAUGCCAGGGGGAGCUGUGGGAGCAGGAGGGGCCGUCCCUUCAGGAGGAGGAGUGGACAAGUUCCAGUUUGAACUCACUCUGGAGGAAGAAGAGGAGGAUGAAGAGGAGGUGGAGUCUGACCUGGAGAGCCCCCUGGAGGAAGAAUCACAUUCGGGUGGGGAGCGUCAGCGGGACUCCUCCUCCCCCUCUUUGUCCCCAAAUCCCCGCAGCAGCAGGUACCGCCCCCCCUCGCCUUUCCCGUCUCGAUCCCUGAACCUGGCUGCCAUGUCGGUGCGGAGCCCCCACAGGACGCUGGCCUCCCCGGGACGGGAGGGCGCCGACAGGGAUAGAGAACUGAGCCAGGAGGGCGAUGGGGUGGCGUGCCUACGUAUGGGCACGUAACAACCAGCACAACCUGCCCCGCCUGAGAGACACGAGCACUGGAUGUGGAGAGACGGCGGCAGGGCAGGUCUUUACCAAUAAAGUCUGUAAAAUCACUACAGUCCCUUUACACUGGAGACACCCACUCUGGAGAACAGAGGGACGUUCCCCCUCUGUUUUUAUUUUAUAUUUUAACAAGAAGAAUCAUUUUAGCCUCUCUUUGGGUGCCUGAAUGUGUCCCGUCCUGCUUUCUUGUAGCUUCAGUUCGGAGUGUCCCAGACAAAAACUGCUGCAUUUUAACUGUGGAGUGGAGCCGGGGCAUGAUACUGUAACAAGAACAACAGGUAAAGGAAAUGUCUUCCUUCAAAAUAACAUUAAGAAUGAGGAUCGCCGUGGUCUGACAGGGUCUUGGAAAAUUAUUUUGCACCAUAGUUUUUAAUUUAGGAUAUGAAAUUACUGAGUCCGGUUGGAAUAAGUGAGUAUGAUUUCUUUGUUUGAGAAUGAUGUGAGAGAUGAAUCGUUUUACCAAAUACAGGAUGUAGAUGAGAGAAAAUCGAUGGACCUAAACCUCAGGGUAUGAAGAGAUAAUCUAUUGUAGCAUGGAUGUAGUGGGUUCCCCUGAUCUGACCCUCGACCCCAAACUGUCUUUCCUGUUUGAUUUACCUCCAAACCAGAGACAUCUGAGACUUUGUUUAACCUGCGUGUCUCUAUAUUUAAUUAAAGCCUUUAAUAGAAAAUUUGGCAACUGAAGCAAUCAAAUAAUAUAUAUUUAAACCAGCUUGUAGCAGCACAGAGAUUUACACUGAAGAAGACUGAACCCCUGUCUCACAUGUUGCAAAUACAGAAGACACCACCUGUAUAAUUAGUUUGGGCUUUAUUUAUUUUUACCUGAGAUGAUUUUAAAUGGUGUCAUUGUUUUAGGGGUUUGGAACAGUUCUUUGUUGUACAUUUGCUGGUCUCGUCUGUGUUUAUGUGCUUCAAAAGCAUUUUUUAUCAGGGUGCCUCCGGUCCGCAGUAGCACUUUACCAUCUCUGCCCUUCAGCUCUUUUAUUCAGUCACACAAAGGGCUUCGUCCACUGUAGGCCUACCGAUGAUCACACGGACACUCAACUGACUCCAGAGGGCAGGGCAGGAAAAUCACUGCUUGGUUGAUCCAGAAUGUCACAAACUUACUUACAAAGAUUCACAACCUCCCCGGUGGUCAGAUAAUAUGGGAAUUAUAAGACUUCUUCUGUUUUGUGAAAAGCUUUAGUUACUCUACUUAUUUGCACCUCAGUUUCUUGAGGUACACGUUUAAAGAAAAAUACAGGUGCAACUAAAGAAAAUCCACGUGGGUUGCACUUUGUAUAACUGCAAUGUUCUCUGAAAUGAUCUGAGGUCCAAGAUUUAAAGCCCUGUUCCUGCAACGACAGCAGCCUUUCUGAGUCUUAAUGCCUCUGUUUAAAAUGCUCUGGCGUCUUCCAUUUAACGUUUGGGAACUGAUGCUGUUAUGUGGGCAACAUAUGUGAGAAUAACAUUGAAUUUAUAUAUUCCUGACAGCAGCACGGACAUUUUGAGCUGCACUGUGAAGCAGAUGUGAGUUCAUUGUGUCGAUGCUUUUCUUACUCAAACUUUUAAGGAUAAUGCUGGCGUCAUUUAUGUAUUGUUCUUGCUGUCAACAAAUCCCAUGAAAAGACCAAAAACGUACGAUGUUUUAGUUUGUCUCACAAUACUUUCUGUCUGUGGCUUUAAAAACGUGUCACUAAUUUAUAUUUAUUUAAAUGUUUUUAAAAAGGGAAUUGUAUUUAUUUAUAGCAAACGUGACUCCAACAGGAGUAAUGGACUAUUCUUAUCUGAGGAUUAAUACACAUUCGUUAUUUAUUUCCAGCAGCAGGACAGUGUAUGUGUGAAUGGUCCACAAUAAGCUAGUGUACAUAAUAAAGGAAUAUGUCGCUCAGUGCAACAUUGCAACAGACAAUACUUUUUAGUUUGAUAAGUUAAUUGGGGGUUUUUCGUCUUUUCAUGGCCGUUGUUGACAGUUAGGAAAACAUGAAAUAUCACCACAUGCAUCCUUUGAUUUGGACGUGUCAUUACUUCCUCACCUGCAGAUUAGUGAAUUAAAGUUAAUCUGAUUGUUCCUUUUCUAGAACUACCAGAACAGUUUGAAUUAAUAUUUUUAUACAAAAGUUCAACUACACAGGUAAAGAAGCCCUGUUUGUUAUUUUAAACGUACUAUUUUCUGCCAGGGUCUUAUGAUUCCAGAUAUGUCACCACGGUGUUACUUUCCUGCCCUGCCAACAGGAUCUGAUGUCGAGAUCAGAAGUUGCUGACAGAAAUUAAUCAAGCUAAACAGAUUGUGAUCCAUCAGGUUAUCGGUCUCAUUUGAUAGAAAGUGCUCGACUGGGAUAUAACUGUGUGCCAUAAGUGUUGAAAACACACAAACACCUGCCAGCCUAUGACGCUGUACAUUUUUACACUAGAGAUUUUAACCUGAUGAUUGUAUCGAAGUCAUCGACUUUAUAGUGUUAGUUUUUACGAAUGAUACGUGUUACCAGUAUUUAAAGCAGACCGUUUAUUAGAUUUUGUGCAGCUCAUGAUCAGUCUGCGACUUGAGAAUGUGUGUAGUUUCAGGAGUCACUGAGGUAGAAAGACCAGGAAGCACUACUCAAAGAUAUGAUGCACUUCCUGGUCAGGCAGUCGUAGAAAACACUAGUCUAACAGUAUUUCAUUGACUCAGCUUGUAAGCUUUACUGAUCAGCCUUACAUGUAAUAGGAGUGGUUGGAGCCUAGUGUUAAAGGACCAUUGUGCUGUUUUUAACACGCCGAGCCUCAGAGCAUCGUUUGAUCUACAGUUCUGGAAAAGAGAGAAAACAGGAAUCUCAAAGAUUAAGAAUACGUAUAAAUUAUUAGGGCUGUACCAAGUUGUUGAAAGCUUCAUUCAUAACGUUGACAUUUGAAUUCUAAAUCAAUUUUCUGAUAUUUCUGCACAGUUGCAGAUAAGGAUUAGUCUAUACUAAUAUUAUAAGUAUUAUAUAUUAUAUAUUAUAUUAUUUGUAGAAGUAGAUCCAGUUGGGGGUUUUGUAGGAUUGUAUCUGACUCGUGUGAAUCAAACAUUUCCAAUGACAAUAAAAUAUGACAAGACAUUAAAAGCUUCGUUCGAAUACCUGAAAAGAAGCUCAGAUUGUAAGAUAAAUUAAUAAAAAGACUUUCGGUACAGCCUUAUAAAUUAUACAUUUGUCAUGACAGCAGCAAUAUUCUGCUUCUGUCUUUACACACAUUGUUAGUGAGGAAGUAAGCUACAUGUAAAAAAAAACACUGUUUUAAUCCCUCAAAACUCCACGAUGAAAAUGCCAUGUAAACCUCGUCAGCAACAUUUGGAUAAAAUGUUCUGGUUAUUUUAAGACUUUACCUCUAGCGCCAACAGGCCAACGUUUUUAUUUGCACACAAGUAAAGUCAGAAUGUAAUGGGCAAAUUGCCAUGAAAGCAGAUGAACACUUUAUAUUGUGUAGUAAUGAGAAUUGCAUCCUAGCUGGGAUUUAAACUUUUAGCCCGUUUCUGAAAAGUUGUUCUGUAAUCAUCCUUUAAAGCCUCCUCUUCCUUUCCAAGCUUUGGGUAUUGGUACCAAAUAUCUGCAAAUAUUUGCGUGUGUGCAGUUUAUUCAGACUGCUGGUAUGCAGUUAUAGUACCUGCCUAACACCGGUUAAAAAGCACUAGUUAAGAUUAGUUUCUAAAUAAAAUGUGCUUCCCUCUGACAGUUAUCACACGGCUGCUAUCCGUCAGCUCUCCUGCAGUACAGGAAGUGAUGAGCAUUUCCUGUUAGUAUGGAAUGCAGUGAUAGUUGUCACCUUGGCUGAACAGAAAAGCAAUAUACAAAUUAAUUUAAAUUCUUACAUUUUGUAAAGCUUUAUUUUUAUAGCCCUUUUUAAAACUUAUGCUUCUCAGAUUACAAUAUGAAACGGACACCAAACAAAGUUCAGAAUGGCAUUCUCAUGUGUAUUUGAAAUAUUUAAUUGAUCAGUCAGCUGGAUGUAGCUUGACGCCCAGUACCUCGGCAUGUUAACACAGCGGUGUGGCUCUUUACAGGAAGACAUCAGUGCCAUACAGUGUUAAAUGUGUUGAGUCACUGCUCUCUCCGUCGUGUCACGCUGAUACUGCCAACAUUAAUGUUCAUGCAGUCAGUUUUCUGUGUCGUGCAAACUUCUCUAAAGAUAUUUAUUCUUCAAACAUGUCUGUUGAGACAGAGUACUGUAACAUAGGACAUUUGAUUUUAGGUUCUGGAGCCUACAAAUAAAGUAUACAUUAAAAAAAAAGUAAACGCCUGCCACUCCAAUGUUUGUCAAAGAACUAUAUUUUUGUUUCUCAUUCUAAGCCAAAAGACUCUCGGGAGUUCAGGGUGUUUUAAGUGAAAAUGCCAAUAAAUAUGGAAAUUUAUCAAACUGCCUGUUAUUUCUUUGUUCAUUAUAUAGGAAAAUUAAAAGGUUUUUAAAGUGUAAAUAAUCACAAUCAAGAACAGUAAAUCUAAGACCAAAGACAUUUAUUCCACUUUCAAAAAAAAAAAAAAAAAAA